AUGGAUCCCAAGCUAAUUAUGUACGUCAAUCGGGUAACUGAGGCCAUCGCCAAAGUGAACCUAGAGAUGGGGAAGAUACGCUCCAAGGUCGAUGAGCAAGCCAGCGAGCUCACCAGGAGAGAUGACGAAAUUGCCGAGUUACGAUCUCAACUAGAAGAUCAAGGGAACGAAAUAAAGACGUUGAAGCAGGAAUCCGCGUGUUUGCGUCGACUCCUCGCUAACGCCGAUCCGAAAUCGUCUGAUGUUGCCACUUCACCGACAUGGAGUGCGCAAGCCUCGAGGAUGAGAGAACUCUCUAUGGCUUCAACUCAAGUAGACGAUGAUCACAUCCCCACUCCGCGGAAAUGA
Molecule: messenger RNA, 348 nt
Organism: Perkinsus marinus ATCC 50983
Lineage: Eukaryota; Perkinsozoa; Perkinsida; Perkinsidae
Exons: 3
Coding region: 1-348 (115 amino acids)
Source: RefSeq, a predicted model, not a curated record